This is a messenger RNA of Chlorocebus sabaeus (green monkey), 1448 nucleotides long. Lineage: Eukaryota; Metazoa; Chordata; Mammalia; Primates; Cercopithecidae. The record is from RefSeq and is a predicted model, not a curated record.
GGGCUCAGAGUGGCAGUGUCCCUCAGUUCAAGAAAGUUGUUUUCCAGGAAUUUACUGAUGGCUCCUUUACUCAGCCCUUAUACCGUGGAGAACUAAAUGAACAUUUGGGACUCCUGGGGCCAUAUAUAAGAGCAGAAGUUGAAGAUAAUAUCAUGGUAACUUUCAAAAAUCAGGCCUCUCGUCCCUAUUCCUUCUAUUCUAGCCUUAUUUCUUAUGAGGAAGAUCAGAGGCAAGGAGCAGAACCUAGAAAGAAUUUUGUCAAGCCUAAUGAAACUAAAACUUACUUUUGGAAAGUGCAACAUCAUAUGGCGCCCACUAAAGAUGAGUUUGACUGCAAAGCCUGGGCUUAUUUCUCUGAUGUUGACCUGGAAAAAGAUGUGCACUCAGGCCUGAUUGGACCCCUUCUGGUCUGCCACACUAACACACUGAACCCUGCUCAUGGGAGACAAGUGACAGUACAGGAAUUUGCUCUGUUUUUCACUAUCUUUGAUGAGACCAAAAGCUGGUACUUCACUGAAAACACGGAAAGAAACUGCAGGGCUCCCUGCAAUAUCCAGAUGGAAGAUCCCACUUUUAAAGAGAAUUAUCGCUUCCAUGCAAUCAAUGGCUACAUAAUGGAUACACUACCUGGCUUAGUAAUGGCUCAGGAUCAAAGGAUUCGAUGGUAUCUGCUCAGCAUGGGCAGCAAUGAAAACAUCCAUUCUAUUCAUUUCAGUGGACAUGUGUUCACUGUACGAAAAAAAGAGGAGUAUAAAAUGGCAGUGUACAAUCUCUAUCCAGGUGUUUUUGAGACAGUUGAAAUGUUACCAUCCAAAGCUGGAAUUUGGCGGGUGGAAUGCCUUAUUGGCGAGCACCUACAUGCUGGGAUGAGCACACUUUUUCUGGUGUACAGCAACAAGUGUCAGACUCCCCUGGGAAUGGCUUCUGGACGCAUUAGAGAUUUUCAGAUUACAGCUUCAGGACAAUAUGGUAAAUACUAUUAUUUUUGCUCCAAGAACCUGGGCUGAUUAUAUCUUUUUUAAUAAUCUGUUGGAGAAUCUCAGAUAAUGAAUCCAUCUCCAUGCUUCUAUUUGUUCUAUUCCAUAAUUGCCUCUCAAAUACAUCUCCUCCUCUCCACUUCCCACUGUGGCCAUCUUAACUCUGGUCACUAUCAUUUCUUACCUGGGCAAUGACACUGCCUCCUUAAAUAUCCUCCCUACCUUCACUAUUCCUUCCUUGAGUCAAUUCUUUUCACUGUAGCAGGAAGCUACACUUUCCUGUGAGCAGUAAUGGUAACGUUUGACUAGGGUCUAUAGAGAAUUAUCAAAAAUUGUUUUAGAGCACUACUGCCCACAGGCAAAAUGCAGCACACUGCCUGUUUUUGUAUGGCAUGUGAGCUAUGAACAGAUUUUCCAUUUUUAAAUAAUUGACAAAAAGAUGAAGAUUAUUUCAUGACAUGAAAUUAUAAA